AACCAUCAAGGGAGAGAGACAGUAGCAGUCUUGCGAGUUUGACACACAAGCAAAGAAAACAACAGUCAAAAUCAAUCAAAUGGCGAUGAGAGCUGUAGUAAGCCGACUCAGCCUGACGCGCUCGAUGGAUUCAACUAGGGGAGUAACUCGCUACUUCAGCGACGACAAAGGUCGUGUCUUGAGCGAGGAGGAACGCGCUGCUGAGAACGUUUACAUUCAGAAAAUGGAGAGGGAGAGGCUGGAGAAGCUGAAGCAGAAGGCAGCGAAAGAGAAGUUGGAGAAAGAUAAACAGGGUUCUGAUAAGGUACAUAUACUAAUGAUUUCUAUUUCAAUGAUGUGCAUUGAGUUAUUUUAGA
Molecule: messenger RNA, 356 nt
Organism: Pistacia vera
Lineage: Eukaryota; Viridiplantae; Streptophyta; Magnoliopsida; Sapindales; Anacardiaceae
Exons: 2
Coding region: 80-355 (91 amino acids)
Biological process (GO): negative regulation of ATP-dependent activity
Cellular component (GO): mitochondrion
Molecular function (GO): ATPase inhibitor activity
Source: RefSeq, a predicted model, not a curated record